UGCCUCUUGACAAACUACUUCCUUGGACAAGAUGAAGCCAAGGAGGAGCUUUCUGAUGCGCUGGAGUCGCAGUGACUGCUGCCCGAUUUAAAAUUUAUGUCAGACUGUGCCCCGACUGCCUGGCAAGAUGAAAGAAGUGGUGUUGUGGUCGCCCGAGGAGGUGAUGAAUUGGCUAACUGAAAAUGCCGUGCCGGAGUAUUGUGAACCAUUGAAGAGCUUCACCGGGCGGGAUUUGAUCAACCUCACGGAGGAGGAUUUUAAGAAGACACCUCUCUCCCGGGUGUCUUCUGACAGCGGACAGCGGCUAUUGCACAUGAUUGAAACUUUAAAAAUGGCUCACCACAUCGAGGCUCACAAAAAUGGGCACGUCAAUGGGCACAUCCGCAUCAGCAUGAGCAAUGCGCCACAUGAGAACGGCUUUAGCAUGAAGCUGAAUGGGAUGCCAAAUGGGUAUAAGAAGGAGAUGAUAAAGAUCCCCAUGCCAGAGCCAGAGUGCUCACAGUAUCCUGUGGAAUGGGGCAAGACUUUCCUGGCUUUUAUUUAUGCACUUUCUUGUUUCAUCUUUACCACAGUGACUAUCUCAGUUGUUCAUGAACGAGUGCCUCCCAAGGAGGUCCAGCCUCCCCUACCAGAUGCAUUUUUCGAUCACUUUGAUCGGGUGCAAUGGGCUUUUUCUAUUUGUGAAAUCAACGGCAUGAUCCUUGUAGGACUGUGGUUUGUUCAGUGGCUGCUCUUAAAAUACAAGUCUAUAAUUAGCAGAAGAUUUUUCUGUAUAGUUGGCACACUAUACCUGUAUCGGUGUAUUACAAUGUACGUGACUACACUCCCAGUACCUGGCAUGCAUUUCAAGUGUUCUCCAAAG
Messenger RNA from Pterocles gutturalis (yellow-throated sandgrouse), 862 nucleotides. Its product is annotated as phosphatidylcholine:ceramide cholinephosphotransferase 1-like. Gene Ontology annotation, molecular function: protein binding; sphingomyelin synthase activity; ceramide cholinephosphotransferase activity. The transcript has 2 exons. Gene Ontology annotation, cellular component: endoplasmic reticulum membrane; Golgi membrane. Gene Ontology annotation, biological process: ceramide biosynthetic process; sphingomyelin biosynthetic process. The annotation marks the transcript as partial. The record is from RefSeq and is a predicted model, not a curated record. NCBI's taxonomy places the organism in Eukaryota, Metazoa, Chordata, Aves, Pterocliformes, Pteroclidae.